Messenger RNA from Sander lucioperca (pikeperch), 1092 nucleotides. RefSeq names its product L-rhamnose-binding lectin CSL3-like. The coding region runs from base 105 to 803 and encodes 232 amino acids. The record is from RefSeq and is a predicted model, not a curated record. The transcript has 8 exons. NCBI's taxonomy places the organism in Eukaryota, Metazoa, Chordata, Actinopteri, Perciformes, Percidae. Gene Ontology annotation, molecular function: carbohydrate binding.
GCUACGACUGACAAGAUGCUUUUCACAAGAUUAACAAUCAUCGCCUGUGAGUAUACCACCUGUUCUGUUGUCUUUAAUGGUCAUUAACAGAGUGUUACUUGAAAAUGGGACCACAUUAUGUUAUGUUGUCAUUUAAAGGAUCAAUUCUAUUUUUUUCCCAUGUUUUGUAUCUUUCAGUCGUGGCUGCAACUUGGUGUUGGACCUCUGAUGGACAACUCUAUGAUGUGGCAUGUCCUGGUGAAUACAGCCAGCUGCAAUGUCCUGAAGGACACGUGAUCGAAGUGCUGUCAGUGCAGCAUGGUGUGAAGAGCUCUGCUGACUGCACUGCCAGAAGCCAGCCCGCCGUGGUCUCAGACAAGCAGUGCAUACACAAAGACAUGCUAGGAUGGAUCAAGUUCAUCUGUGACAAACUGGAACAUUGCCGCCUGCCCGGACCCAAUAAGGAGAUGUUUGUGUGCGAAUAUUCAGAAGAUACCUUUGUUCAGAUCACCUACAAAUGUAACAAGAAAAGUGCUGAUGUGCGUACCACUGUUGUAUGUGAAGAUCAAGCUGCAGUGAUAAAGUGUGAAACAGGAGUUCUUAACAUCGUGAAGGCCAAUUUUGGGCGUUUGGACAUGAACACCUGCACCGACACUCCUUCGGACAAAACCUUCUGUGCAAGUUACACAGCUGCGGGAAGCUUGAAAUCUAUGUGUAACGGCAAACAAUCAUGCAAUGUUACCGCCAACGCUGCCACUCUGGGACAUCCUGUUUACUGCGAUGCUCUUCCCCACUACCUUACUGUGGAUUAUGUUUGUCAGUGAUUGGAGAUUUGCAUCUGACAACAGCGUCCCAGGGAGGAGUGGUGACGUCAUAAUUGAUGUCAUCUAGGGCUGCAACUAACAAUUGUUUUCAUGACUAUUGUUUUGAUUAAUCGAUUGGUUGUCUGGUCUAUAAAAUGAAGGAAAAUGGUGAAAAACGUCAAUCCGUGUUUCCCCAAAGUCCAGUGUACGUCCGCAAGUCUUGUUUUGUCCACAACUCAAAGAUAUUCAGUUGACUGUCAUAGAGGAGAGACAAAACUAGAAAAUAGUCAUAUUUGAGAAGCUGGAAUCA